AUGGCUUCCAAGUUUUUAAUUGCAUUUGCUGCCCUGGUCACCAUCUCCACAGCCAAACCAAUCUUCUUUGGUAAACAUCAUGGUCCAGUCCAUGAACACCACAUCAUCCAUGUCCCUCUCCAUGUCCCUGAACAUCACGUCACCCAUCAUCACGUAGAAAAAGUCCAUGUUCCUGUUUAUGUACAUGAUCACCACGAUCAUCACAUUGACCAUCAUCAUGUUGAUCAUCAUGUGGAUCAUCACUUCGACCACCAUCAGUUGGCACACUAUGACCAUCACGACCAUGAUUUCCAUGGGCAUCACUUCGACCAUCACGAUCACUUGGACCAUCACGGAAGCUUCUGGUAA
Dalotia coriaria is the source of this 348-nucleotide messenger RNA. RefSeq lists its product as uncharacterized. The coding region runs from base 1 to 348 and encodes 115 amino acids. The record is from RefSeq and is a predicted model, not a curated record. The transcript is spliced from 2 exons. Lineage: Eukaryota; Metazoa; Arthropoda; Insecta; Coleoptera; Staphylinidae.